Molecule: messenger RNA, 856 nt
Organism: Malus domestica (apple)
Lineage: Eukaryota; Viridiplantae; Streptophyta; Magnoliopsida; Rosales; Rosaceae
Source: RefSeq, a predicted model, not a curated record
AUUGUCGCCAAACCCAAACUCGUGCCCCCUUCUCUCUGACAAACGCAAAACCAUGAAACGCCGGUUCGAAGGCGGACCAGGAGAACCCGCGGAGGGGGAGAGUCCAAUUCCGGCCCAACCCACGAAGCUCCGAGGUGAGGUUCAGAGUCCUAGUAUUGAUGUAGGUAAGAAUAAAGAAAAAGAUUCUGUUAAAGACUCUCCAACGACUCAUCUCACAAAAGUAGAGGCUGCUCAAGACUCUCAGACUCAAUUCCAGCUUGAGGAGAAGGAUACUGUUCCAACUUUUUUCAAGGAGGACAAUAAUCCCACAUGCUUAGCUGAUGAACUCAUAAUCAAGCCAGGCACAUUUUCCUCUAUGCCCUCUAGUUGUGCAAUUUGCUCUGAGCCUGACCACUGGUAUGAUAUGUGCCCCUGGAGGAAACGGCUCCCAAAAGGCGUAACUCAGGUUGGCAAGGGCUAUGUAGUAGAGUGGGGGCGUGCUGUUCGCCUUAAUUGUGUUCAUUGUUAUGAGAUUGGUACCCACAUGCUUGAUGACUGCCCGGAUUUUAAAAAACUACUUGAGGAAAAUGGAGGGGAUGCGCCCUUGCAUCCCUGUUUGCUCGAUGAUAUACCACUUGCUGAUUGCUGAAGCUGAGGAGGACUGGGUGCAUGUGUGCUGCAGCUUUUGAAUUACCGUUUCAUUUUAGUGCCUUAGGUUACAUAUAUGUUGUUGUGGACCCACGUAUGUCUUGGAAUAAUUAAGCUAGAUAGUUCCGUGUUUCCUGUGCUUAAUUUGGUUGUCCUUUGCAUGUACUCGCCUUGGAGAAUCAUCUGUGCAGCGCCUCUUAAUUUGGAUCGAUGUUUUGCUUUGAUUUGA